AUGGCCAAUGAUCAACGCUCAUCAACGAUAUCGUUAGAGUCAGACAUUUCGCAUGGGUUGCAUUCAGAGCAUCCGCAACCUAUUGAACUAGAAAGAACGAGAGACCAGGAGAGGGUAGACGAGGUAGAUGUACAAUCAAAUGAGAAUAUGGACCGGCGAAAAUCGAAUGCUUCGUCCGCGAGACUGAAUAAGGUCCCUGCAAGUGAAAAAAGAGGACUACUUGCUAAUCUUGCAUUGAUCCCAGAAUAUGAGGAUGCCAGAGACUAUCCCAAGUCGUAUAAAUUGACUAUCGUGUUUGUGAUUGCAUUUGCAGCGAUUACCGGGCCCAUGGGGACAUCUAUUAUGUUGCCGGCCAUAGACGAUGUGGUGAAGGAUUUGGACACAACAGGAACGAUUGUAAAUGUAUCCGUGGGUAUGUACUUGUUGUCGUUAGGGAUAUUUCCUAUGUGGUGGUCGACAUUCAGUGAAAAGCAUGGUAGACGGAGUGUCUAUCUUAUCUCCUUCGUAUUAUUUUGCGCGUUUACUAUUGGCGCAGCCUUGUCCCCAAAUAUUGGGGCCUUAAUUGCAUUCAGAAUACUUUCAGGUGGAUGUUCUGCAUCUGUACAGGCAGUUGGAGCAGGAACUGUGGGGGACUUGUAUAUAAACGAGGAAAGAGGAACGGCCAUGGGGUUGUAUUACUUAGGGCCGUUGAUGGGGCCAUUUUUAGCUCCAAUAGUGGGUGGUGCGGUCGCCGAAGCUUGGGGCUGGAGAGCGACCCAGUGGCUUUUGGUAAUAUUCUCAGGCAGCAACGUUAUAUCGAUUAUGAUUUUUUUGCCGGAGACUAUUCGAAAACAAGAUUCAGACAGUGCCAUAAAAGAGAUGUUGCGUCAAUAUCGUAGAGUGGAAGAGACAGAUGAAGACGACCAGAACCUUACAACGGGGGUACCAAUAGCUGUAGACGACAUCCACGGGGAGGAAAACCCGGUAGAAGGUCUCGAAGGAGAAUAUGCAGAAAGAAAACUAGACGAUUCUGAGCUGGGCCAACUGGCUGUAUUACUGAAUGUUCCUACAAAGGAAUCAAAUCAACACUAUUCAGAUGCCGACUUAGCUAGAAUUGCUUCUAGUUUGUCAAGGUCAGGCUCGAGACAAUCAUUGGAUUUGGAAUACGAACGACCAGCAUUUGAUGCAGUAAUGCCUACUUUAGCCAGAUCUUACACUGAUAAGUCAAGCUAUUCUAGAAGAAUUGCAAAGGAGUAUCGUGAAAAUCAAAUUGAUAAUAUCAAUAGAACUUUGUCAGGUGCUGCUCAAGGCACGGAACUGCCCAUCAAGGAACCGACAAAAUGGGAGAAAUUCAAAAUAAAUGCUUACGACUAUACCAUUAGACCCAUGCAUUCAGUAGUUUUAUUGACGCAUCCUCCAGUGGCGUGGGUCAUUGCAUAUUCAGCAAUUGUUUUUGGAGUAUUGUAUUUUUUCAAUAUGACCAUUGCUUACGAGUUCAAACAGGAGCCAUACGAAUUUCUGACAAUUAUCGUUGGUCUAUUGUAUAUACCCAACUCAGUUACAUAUGUUGUAGCUUCUAUUCUGGGUGGUAAAUGGAAUGAUUAUUUAUUGAAGAAGUAUGCUAAAAAACACAAUGGGGAAAUGGUACCAGAAUCUCGUAUCUCCUGGAAUGUUUUAACAGCUAUUAUCCUAUUCCCUCCAGCUUGUCUUAUCUUUGGGUGGUGUCUAGACUUCGGAACGCACUGGGUGACACCAUUAAUUGGUACUGCUUUAUUUGGAUUUGCCUCAAUGUUAGUGAUUGGAGCAACCGUGACUUAUUUGGUAGAUACAUUACCCGGGAAGGGUGCGACGGGGGUUGCAUUGAACAAUUUAAUCAGACAAACGAUAGCUGCCAUAGCUACAUUUGUUGUUGAACCCCUUUUGAGGGCAAUUGGCCCCGGUAUUUUAUUUUCUAUUUUAAUGGGAAUAAUGACAGUAGCCGCUUUUACUUUAGUGGUAUUAAAAAGGAAUGGUGCUUACUACAGAGAGCAUUCAGAUUUGAGUAAGCUCUACGAAAUGCUUUAA
This is a messenger RNA of Debaryomyces hansenii CBS767, 2043 nucleotides long. It is a transcript of the gene QDR3, whose product is annotated as Qdr3p. Gene Ontology annotation, molecular function: polyamine transmembrane transporter activity. Gene Ontology annotation, biological process: transmembrane transport; intracellular polyamine homeostasis. The record is from RefSeq and is a predicted model, not a curated record. Lineage: Eukaryota; Fungi; Ascomycota; Pichiomycetes; Serinales; Debaryomycetaceae. The coding region runs from base 1 to 2043 and encodes 680 amino acids. The transcript has a single exon.